GGUGACAAUCUUUUAAAGCAUCAUAUGUCUAAUCGAAAGGAGUUGAUUGGUAAACAAAAUGAUGGUGACACGCUCAACCAUUUUAGCCAUCAACACCCACUCAUCCUUUUCGACAAGCAAACAAUAGUAGGUAUAACUCUUCACGACCCCAUGAAAAGAGUUCGGCUAUUAUGUGACGGAUGUGUGAAACCAAUCAUAACAGUACCAUUUUACAUGUGUUCCGAAUAUGUUGAUGGAAAAUGUUGUUUUGUUCUUCAUGAGUGGUGUGCCAAACUGCCCUCGGAAGUACAACACUACGUGGGCCAUCACGAGCAUACUCUUUUUCUACUGCCGAAAAUCUCUGAUAGGUUAUUUGGUGUGUUCACAUGUACUGUUUGCGGGUUACCAUCUAAUGGUUUCGCGUAUGGGUGCACAAUGUGUGACUUUUAUGUUGAUAUUAAUUGCGCAUUCAUACCUGAAGAAAUAACACAUGCGGCUCAUCCAGAUCAUCUCCUAUUGAGAGUAGAGACUUCACCUUAUAAUGAAAUGCGUUUGUCUUGCAAAGCAUGUGAUGACCAUUCGUUGCCAAGGUGGGGAUUUCAGUGUCCCUCUUGUAAUUUCUACAUUCAUGUAGAGUGUGCUUUGUUAUUGCUUAAAGUGAUUAAGCACAAGUGUGAUAAACAUCCUUUGAGCCUUAGAUACCAUCCAGCGGAGAACCAUAUCAGCGAUUACUUUUGUGAGAUAUGUGAGUAUGGUUUAAACCCUUGGAAAUGGUUCAUCCAUUGCACUACAUGUGCCCAGUCUAUGCAUGUUGGUUGUGUACCGUAUAUACUUCAAUGUGAGCAAGGUAAAUAUCCUUUGAGACGUGAUGUCAAUAGGUUUCUCAAUAUCAAAUUUGGAGGAAUGCUUGAGAUCAAAGGUCACUCACACCGCUUGGCUUUUGCACAAGGGUUUAACAGCGAUGGAAAGUGCGUUAAGUGUCAUCAAGAAUUGGAAUACUAUAUGAUCUUUAAGUGCUUGGAAUGUGAGUUUGCAUUUCAUUAUGGGUGUGCAUCUUCAUUUCUUAGUUGAUCAAGCUCUUUGUCUUAUACUAUUGUAACUUUGUUAUAUGUGUCCAGUCAAUUCUUUCGACUAGUUUGGUUUCGAUCUUUUAUCAUUUGGUGUCAAUCACUCGACUAUUGUAAGCUUUUUAUGAGUAUCGAAUAAAUUAUCAAUUAUCUUGUAACAACUUCUCGCUAU
Helianthus annuus (common sunflower) is the source of this 1218-nucleotide messenger RNA. RefSeq lists its product as uncharacterized. The transcript has a single exon. NCBI's taxonomy places the organism in Eukaryota, Viridiplantae, Streptophyta, Magnoliopsida, Asterales, Asteraceae. The coding region runs from base 25 to 1050 and encodes 341 amino acids. The record is from RefSeq and is a predicted model, not a curated record.